Messenger RNA from Doryrhamphus excisus (bluestripe pipefish), 2528 nucleotides. The record is from RefSeq and is a predicted model, not a curated record. NCBI's taxonomy places the organism in Eukaryota, Metazoa, Chordata, Actinopteri, Syngnathiformes, Syngnathidae.
CAACCCUGUCACAUGACCAGUUUAAGGUAGGCGGGGCAUUUAUUUCACUUGUCCUGCACUCUUCCGGUUAAUGCUGUCAAGAUCGUGGAACAAACCGCCGUUAAUUUGACCCAUGAUUCUUUAAAUUUGUGCUUCCAAUACAGAGGCUGGAUGAGUGGUCCAUCCUUCACCUCCCCCUCUGCAGAGGUGGCUGAGAUGAACCGUAUCCACUAUGAGUUGGAAUACACGGAAGGCAUCAGCCAGCGCAUGCGGAUCCCCGAGACCCUUAAGGUGGCCGCGGAAAACCAGAGCUGUCCUCUGCCACCCCAGGAACCCCUGCACACUCAUCCAACUCUGAUGCAGGUGCCUGAAAGGAUUGUUGUGGCAGAUGACGGGGAUACACAGUUCUCUUGUCCCAGAGACUUGGACCUGAUUCAGUCCAUCCCUGCAAUCGACCUCCUGGACAUGAAGGCCCCACCACGUGUUCUUACUCUCACAGAAGAACCACUGGACUCCCUUGAAACUAACCAAACAUCCAGUUCACAGAGCAACCCAAGCCAUGCACCGCAUUCUAGAACUCGAAGGGAACGCAGUGCCAGUGAGUACAUAUCCGGUCGCCACAGCGGUCAGAUUAGCAGAGGAGAAGUAAGUGUGACACCCUCACCGAUCGCCCCUCCAGUCCGCUUGUGUCCCCCUCUCUGCUCCCCUGAGGAUGCAAACAACAACCUGUUCACAACAGCCGGCUUCCUGUCGUACAUCCAGUCCACCACUCGUCGGGCCUACCAGCAGGUCCUUGAAGUCCUGGAUGACAGCCACCGCAGAACACACCUGGAUCUCGCCUUGGAAAUGAACCCAGAUGAGUCCGGAUUAAUGGAUGCCUCUUCAUUAAGACGACAAGGUCGCGGAAUGCUGGAGCCUAUCUCGGCUGUCUUCGGGCGAGAGGCGGGGUACCCCUGGACUCGUCGCCAGCCAAUCACAGGGCACAUAUAGACAAACAACCAUUCACACUCACAUUCAUACCAAUGGACAAUUUGGAGUCACCAAUUAACCUAGCAUGUUUUUGGAAUGUGGGAGGAAACCAGAGUACUCGGGGAAAAAAAAACAUGCAUGCACGGGGAGAAUAUGCAAAUUCCACACAGAGAUGGCCGAGGGUGGAAUUGAACUCGGGUCUCCUAGCUGUGAGGCCUGUGCGCUAACCACUCGUCCGCCGUGCAGCCCACUAGAUGGGGAACCACUGAGCUACACCAGCGCUAUAUACUACGUACAGUGGUGUGAAAAAGUCUUUGUCCUCUUCCUGGUUUCUUAUUUUUUGCAUGUCUCUCACACUUAAAUGUUUCAGUUCAUGAAAUCAUUUUAAAUAUUAGUCAAUGACAACACAACUGAACACAAAUUGCAGUUUUUAAAUGAAACCUUUUAUUAAGGGAAAAAAAAUCCAAACCAACAUGGCCCUGUGUGAAAAAGGGAUUGCCCCCUAAAGCUAAUAACUGGUUGGGUCACUCUUCAAUUCAGCGUUUGCCAUAACUUGAGUCCAAUGAGUCUCUUCCAUCGCUGUGGAGGAAUUUUGGCCCACUCAUCUUUGCAGAAUUGUUGUCAUUCAGCCACAUUGGAGGCUUUUGGAGCGCCUUUUUAAGGUCAUGCCACAUCAUCUCAACUCCACUCCAAAGUCUUUAUUUUCUAUUUUCUUCAGCCAUUCAGAGGUGGACUUGCUUGUCUAUUUUGGAUCAUUGUCCUGCUGAGGUCACCAACAGAUGGCCGGAUUCAGGAUUUUUUGGUAGACAGCAGAAUUCAUAGCAAGUAGCAAAACAGCCCAAGACCAUCACACUACCACCACUGUAUUUUACUGCCGGUAUGGCGUUACUUGACGCCAGAUGCAAUGGGAUCGUAAUUGAUCUCAUCAGACCACAGAGUAUUUUCCCAAUGGUCUUGGGGGUCAUUAAGAUAUUUUCUGGCAAAAUCGAUACAAGCCUUAAUGUUAUUUUUGUUCAGCAGUGGUUUUGGUCUUGGAACUUGGAACCUCAUGCUGUUGUUGCUUUGUGUCUUUCUUAUGUUAGAAUCACGAACACUGACCUUAACUGGGACAAGUGAGGCCUGCAGUUAUUUGGGUGUUAUCGUGGGGUCCUUUGUGACGUCUUGGAUCAGUCGUCACUGUGCUCUUAGUGUAAUUUUGGUUGGCCGGCCUCUCCUGGGAAUGUACGCCACUGUUUCAUGUUUUCUCCCUUUGUUGAAGUUUUGCUGGAGUCCCAAAGCUUAACAAAUGGCUUUGUAACCUUUUAAAUAACAAAUAUUCCAUUUAAAAGCAUUUUGUAUUCCGUUGUGUUGUCAUUGACUAAUAUUUCAAUUUCUAAGUAUGGCAAAUGUGCAAAAACAUAAGAAAUAAGGAAGGGGGCAAACACUUUUUCACACCACUGAAUAUAACAUACCUGCAUGUUGUGCAUAGAAGGUCCCUAAUAUACAGUGUAAUGGUCACUAUGUUAAUGUAAUGUUGAGAUGAAUACAGUCCAUUCUUCAGGUACAUAACACCAAGUCAGCAUAUCUCCCAUCAUGUGGCU